CGCUCCUCCAUUACAUUAGAGAGAGGAGCAGAGCUGCCUUGCCCUUCUCUCUCUCUCUCUCUUGCUCCCCCUCCCUCCCUCCGUCCCAAAUCCCUCCUGAUCACAGGCGAUUCGUUCGUCCGUCCAUCUCACCGGAAGCUGUUCGAGCUUUAAAACGCCGAACGAGAGAGAGGAAGAGAAUCUCGCAAUAUUUGGACCGGAGGAGAUGUCGGAGCGGUCAGGCUUUCAGCUGGGUGUGAUUGGGUCGCUCGCUCUCUCAGUUGCAUCCUCGGUUGCCAUUGUCAUCUGCAACAAGGCUCUCAUUAGCUCCCUUGGCUUCCCUUUUGCGACGACCUUGACAAGCUGGCAUUUGAUGGUUACCUUCUGCACGCUCCAUGUUGCACAGCGCCUGCACUUCUUUGAGCCUAAAUACAUUGAUGGAAGGACGGUGGUCCUCUUUGGCUUGCUUAAUGGCACCUCCAUUGGCUUCCUCAACCUUAGCCUUGGCUUCAACUCUAUCGGAUUCUACCAGAUGACUAAACUCGCCAUCAUACCAUUCACGGUGCUUCUGGAGACUCUCUUCCUAAAGAAAAAAUUCAGCCGGAGUAUCAAAUUCUCUCUUCUGGUCUUGCUCCUUGGAGUCGGAAUUGCAUCUGUCACCGAUCUCAAGCUCAAUCUUCUCGGCUCCAUUCUGUCCAUUCUUGCCAUUGCUACCACAUGUGUCGGCCAAAUUAUGACAAACACAAUACAGAAGAGAUUGAAGGUCUCCUCCACACAGCUCCUCUACCAGUCCUCACCCUACCAGGCAGCUAUCUUGUUUGUCACUGGCCCUUUUGUGGACCAGUUGCUCACCAAGCGCAGUGUUUUUGCCCACAGCUACUCUACUGUGGUUUUGGGGUUCAUCAUCCUAUCUUGCUUGAUUGCGGUGUCUGUAAACUUCAGCACAUUCUUGGUAAUUGGGACGACAUCCCCAGUGACAUACCAAGUGCUCGGCCACCUGAAAACAUGUCUCGUCCUCUCCUUUGGCUACAUCCUAUUGCAUGACCCCUUCACUGCAAGGAACAUCGUAGGCAUCCUUAUUGCGAUCUUUGGCAUGGCUCUGUACUCAUACUUCUGUGUACGUGAGACCAAGAAGAAAUCGACAAAUGAUGUCUUGCCUAUCUCACAGAUGGCAGACAAGGAGAGCAUGCCUCUUUUGGCCACCAAAAGUUUGGGGCUUCAUCAAGAUAAAGAUGGAAAUGAGACUAAAAAAGCUGACGGGAUUCCUCCAGCUACCAAGAACUCUCUUGCAUUGUAAUUCUCAAAAAAAAAAAAAAAAUCUCUUGCAUAGUGAAGUUUUUGUUCUAGUGGAAGUAGGAAUCGGAAAGUUUCAAAUGUUUUGGAAUGGUGUUUCGUAUCAUUCUUGUCAAUUGAGCGUUCAUCAUUUGGAUUCUUUAA
This is a messenger RNA of Elaeis guineensis (African oil palm), 1416 nucleotides long. RefSeq names its product UDP-xylose transporter 1. Lineage: Eukaryota; Viridiplantae; Streptophyta; Magnoliopsida; Arecales; Arecaceae. The record is from RefSeq and is a predicted model, not a curated record.